AACGCUGCCUGGCACUAAGUAGAGAUGCUGAAAGCAAGUCCCGAGCGCCAAUCCCAGCGGCAGCACCACCACUAAAGCUAUUUAUCCCCGCACGGUUUGGUUGGGGUUUUUUUUUUCACACAUUCUUGCCUUCUGUUUUUGCUGGAGCCUCCGACUCCAUUGAGAGGCAAAUUUUAGCCAUCUGGCAAAGCAGGCUGUGAGGGGGGAAAAAAGAGAGAGAAAACACAAUGUGCAUGGGCACACACACUCACACAUACAAAACUCUGGAGAUUAGGGAAGACAAAAACUCCGCUGAAUGCUGGAGCGCAGGGCAGCCCCGCGGCGGAGAGGAGGGAGAGGCGGGCGGGGAGGAGGGCUCGGAUGCGGGCAGGUCUGCCUGCUGCCUGCUGCCCGCCUGGAUGUGGGGAACGGCUGCAGGCAGGGAAAGGCGUGACCUGCAUGGAAAAUGCCAGACAACUCCAGACGCACACACACAUAGGCGCACACGCUCACAAAUCUCCGGACAGAGAUAAGGCGGACAGUGGAGCGUUGGGAAGGAGGCAAAGCCGUCCCCCGCGAACGAGCCAUCGAUCCUCUGCACCAAAUCCACCGGGAAAGCCUCCCAGCAGCAAAAUGGGGUACCUCCUGACCUGGCUUUGUGCCUUGCUGCUCUGCAUGGCAGAUGCCAUCGAGCUGACAGACAUGUUUGGGGAGAUCCAGUCUCCCAACUUCCCCGAUUCCUAUCCCAGUGACUCAGAAGUGACAUGGAACAUCUCUGUGCCUGAUGGAUUUAAAAUCAAGCUGUACUUCAUGCAUUUUGACUUGGAGUCAUCCUACCUCUGUGAAUACGACUAUGUGAAGGUUGAAGCUGAGGACCAGGAGCUGGCAACCUUCUGUGGCAGGGAGACGACAGACACAGAGCAGGCUCCUGGCCAGCAAGUGAUCCUGUCCCCAGGGCCCUACAUGGGGCUCACCUUCAGAUCCGACUUCUCCAAUGAGGAACGCUUCACUGGCUUUGACGCCCAUUACACGGCCGUGGAUGUGGAUGAGUGCCUGGAGAAGAGUGAUGAGGAGCUGGCAUGUGACCACUACUGCCACAACUACAUUGGCGGGUACUACUGCUCCUGCAGGUUCGGGUACAUCCUCCACUCCGACAACAGGACCUGCAAAGUGGAGUGCAGUGACAACCUCUACACCCAGAGGAGCGGGAUCAUCACCAGCGCUGACUUCCCCAGCCCCUACCCUAAGAGCUCAGACUGCCUGUACCGUAUCGAGCUGGAGGAGGGUUUCUUCAUCACCCUGGACUUCGAGGACAGCUUUGAUGUGGAAGACCACCCCGAGGUGACCUGUCCAUAUGACUACAUCAAGAUCAAAGCUGGCCCAAAGGAGUUUGGACCUUUCUGUGGAGAGAAGUCCCCAGGACGCAUUGAAACCGAAACUAACAGUGUGCAGAUCCUCUUCCACAGUGACAACUCCGGAGAGAACAGGGGCUGGAAGCUGUCAUACACAGCAAUUGGAAACCCAUGCCCACCAGUGCAACCACCAAUCAAUGGGAAAAUUGAACCUUCUCAAGCCAAGUACACCUUCAAAGACCAGGUUGUCAUCAGUUGCAACACUGGAUACAAAGUGCUGAAGGAUAACGUGGAAAGCGACUCCUUCCAGAUUGAGUGUCUGAAGGAUGGGACAUGGAGUAACAAUAUCCCUAUCUGCAAAAUUGCUGACUGCAAAGCGCCGCCGGAGCUGGAGCAUGGCUUUGUCACCUACUCCACCAGGAACAACCUGACCACCUACCGAGCAGCCAUCCAGUACCACUGCCAGCACCCCUACUACCACAUGGCCCCCAACAGCACGGCCACCUAUAUGUGCGACGCAUCGGGGGUGUGGAGGAGUGAGGAGCUGGGGACCAAGCUGCCGUCCUGCCAACCAGUGUGUGGCCGGCCAGCUCGCCCUCUGCCUGGGAUCAUCAAGCGCAUCAUCGGCGGGCGGAACGCAGAGCCCGGCUUCUUCCCCUGGCAGGCCCUGAUUGUGGUGGAGGACAUGUCCCGGGUGCCCAACGACAAAUGGUUUGGCAGCGGAGCCCUGCUCUCAGACUCUUGGGUGCUGACAGCUGCCCAUGUGCUCCGCUCCCAGCGGCGGGACAAGACCGUCAUCCCCGUCUCCAAGGAGCACGUCACUGUCUAUCUGGCCCUUCAUGACGUGAGGAACAAGAUGGACGCCGUCAACCGGACAGUGGAGAGGAUCAUCCUCCACGAGGAGUUUGACAUCCAGAACUACAACCAUGACAUUGCUCUUGUCAAGCUGAAGGAGAAGGUGACCAUGGGGAAGUAUGUCAUGCCUGUCUGUCUGCCCCAGCUUGAGCACGAGCUGGAGGGGCCUCACCCCAACACACUGGGGCUGGUGGCUGGCUGGGGUAUCUCCAACCCCAACAUCACAGUGGAUGAGAUCAUCAGCUCGGGCAUGAGGACCCUGUCUGACAUCCUGCAGUAUGUCAAGCUGCCAGUGGUGCUGCACGCCGAGUGCAAGACCAGCUACGAGUCACGGUCAGGGAACUACAGCGUGACCGAGAACAUGUUCUGCGCUGGCUACUACGAAGGUGGGAAGGACACUUGUUUGGGAGACAGCGGGGGAGCCUUUGUCAUCCAGGACCCGGGAACCCGGAGGUGGGUGGCCCAAGGGCUGGUCUCAUGGGGUGGCCCAGAGGAGUGUGGCAGCAAGCAAGUGUACGGUGUGUACACCAAGGUCUCUAACUAUGUGGACUGGGUGGAGAAGAAAACAGGCUCCUCAGAGAGGUGGACAUUUCUGGACCCUGAGCCAGAGAGAUGAGUUACUAAGCAGCCUGCUGCCACCACGGCUCCCUUUCUUGUUGUUGUUAUUGUUUAAUGUGCUCCAGACUCUGGUCUUUCGCAAGCAACAGCCACGACACUCCACUCAUGCCAAGCCUUUGCCAGCCCUCCAGGUCAUUUGUUUCACUUGGUCCUGCAUCCCUUCACUUGCAUUCUUAGGAAAUGCUUGCGAGGGAGCUGGGGGAAGGGAGCGAAAGGCAGAUCUUAGCUGGUGUCCUCAGCUUGUGCUGCCCAUCUGCAAACCUCACCCACAUUCUAGGGAGCCUCCCUCCAAGCCAGGAAAAAGGCACAGCAAUUGAGGCAGCAUUUCCUUGACACCAAAGCUUUGUGCCAUGCACGGGGAAUUGCCCCCACCUCUGGGACUCUCUGGUCAAAUUGUCCCAUCAGAAGAUGCAACUACAGAGCCUACGGACAAGGCAGGGAAACCCAUCUGGGCAGAUCUGAACCUCACAGGUCCCCCACACUUUCUGUGCAAGGAGUAGUGAGAGAGUCAUGGGGGGUUGCUAUUAUUUUUGUUUGCAAACAGACAUCUCUGCCUGGUGGUAUGUCAGGUGAUGCCCACCUGGCCCCAAGGAUGUGAGGAUACAUCCACAGUUAGCCCUCAACCCCAAACUUCAGCCAGCACCAGCCCUAAUGGUCUACCUGUGUCCAACCAUGUGGGAUGAGUGACCCACAGAAGACACAGGUACAAGAAGAGGGAUUUGGACUCAGCAUCACACUCACCUCCAGCCACCAAAACUUCUCCAACCCUCUAUCACUUCAAGCCUUCUCCAGUCACACCCCCAGACUAGCUCUGUGGUUUCCAGCCACAGCAGGCCUCCCAAGGAAAGUUUUUCAACACAUGAGACAGCAUCACUUUGGCUGUACCUAAGCAGUACUUCUUUUCAGCAGAAUCAUUUCAGAUAGAACGUCCUUCCUUGGGCUUUCACGUCUUUCUCAGGGGCCUGGCUAGUCCUGCAUGGCAGUUUAUUCAUUCUUGCAAGAACCUAGUCCAUUUUAACUGCUUUUAAGGCCAUUGAUUUAGCUGAUUUACCUUUACCGAUGGUGUUCGGCAUUUGUUCAUGGCUCUUGUGGCCUAUUCCAGGUGUCCAAGUCGUUUUAGACUGACCCAAACUCACCUAAUGCACCAGAGGUAUUCAUAUCUCACCAACUUCCCCCCAUGGCCCAUGCAGACAAAUAAGCCCUGCCAAGGAACAAGGUCAGGUGAGCUUACCUUCCUUCAGUGGGGACACCUUCUCCUUCUUUUGCCAGCAAAGACCUCCUAGAGCUGUAAGCAACAUGCAAAAAUUGCCUGCUGUUCUCUCUGUGUGCCUGUAGCCUCAUUCCGGCCUCUCCACCUCCUCCUCCUUUGCUUUUGCCAUGAAAGGAAGAAGCCAACAGUGGACGAGCCACUCUGACAUUUUGUUAUUAUCCAAAAAGCCAUUUGUAGAGCAUGUAGAGGAACAGAAGGCCUAAGGAAGGUCAACCUUGCAGACAUACUAUGAACUGUAGUCUUGGCUAUGUCAUGUAACUGCAAGGUAUUCUCUAAUAUAUAUAUAUAUUUCUCUUUUUUUGAUACUACAUUCUGUAAAAUAUCUAAUGUCAUGUAAGGAUGGUUCUCUGCAGUCUUCCUCCUGAGAACAAAAUAAAACUUUUAUAUGUACUGA
Messenger RNA from Pseudopipra pipra, 4468 nucleotides. RefSeq names its product mannan-binding lectin serine protease 1-like. The record is from RefSeq and is a predicted model, not a curated record. Gene Ontology annotation, cellular component: extracellular region. Lineage: Eukaryota; Metazoa; Chordata; Aves; Passeriformes; Pipridae. Gene Ontology annotation, biological process: complement activation, lectin pathway; proteolysis. Gene Ontology annotation, molecular function: calcium ion binding; serine-type endopeptidase activity.